This is a messenger RNA of Symbiodinium natans, 663 nucleotides long. Lineage: Eukaryota; Dinophyceae; Suessiales; Symbiodiniaceae. The record is from the annotation of a GenBank genome assembly.
AUGUGUGAAGGAUGUGGCUGCAACCGGCCUGCGAAGGUCACGGCGGUAGUUGGGGCGCUACUCUUGCCACUUGGAGUCGCCCUGUACAUCGGGGCCGUUGUUGUGGCCUGGAGCAGAGAUGGGCAACAGAUGGUCGUGGACGGAAAGACCCACUUCACUGUAACUGUAAGGGGUGAUUUGGACCAUGACGAUGCCAAGUUCGUAUUCUACUCAGAUGUUCCGGAAGACUGCCAGCAGCGUGCCGACUCGAUUAUCAUCCGCCAGACCUAUACCAGGGAAUUGUUCAGUGUGGAUUCCGACUGCUCCUUGGCGCUCAGGGAUGGAUAUGGCUGGAAGGGCCAGAACCUGGUGGCACUGGGCACAUUCACCCCAGGCGGACGUACAUAUGGUGAUUUUCAGGUCAGCACCUCAUAUCCAACCUGGGUGAUUGGCGUGGGGGAUUCCACGAAGCCAUUUAACCCUGCGCAGGAGCGUACAAUCGUUGGUCUGGUUAUGAGCAGCUUCUUGCUGGGCAUCUGCGGUUCCAUCGCGCUCUUCAUCAGCUUGUGCCUCAUGUGCUGCUGCUACCAGCCGGCGAAGGUAGAUGUUAGGGAGGCGCUACUGGAUCAAUCUCUGCAGGUGGUACAGGCCCCAGUUGCUGUGAGCAGCGCCCACCUUGGCUGA